Closterium sp. NIES-65 is the source of this 3315-nucleotide messenger RNA. The record is from the annotation of a GenBank genome assembly. NCBI's taxonomy places the organism in Eukaryota, Viridiplantae, Streptophyta, Zygnematophyceae, Desmidiales, Closteriaceae.
AUGGCUUCGCUCCUCCGACUGGCGGUCAUAUUGCUGACCGUAGCCAGCGCGUCCCUCCUUCACACGACCACGGCGGACCUCCUGCUGAGGCCAGAGCGCGUGCCUCGCGCGCAGUUCCGCAUUCGCUGCAACUUCAGCCACGCUCUGCGGGAUGACCCCAUCGUCUUCCCUGGGCAGCCCGGCAAGUCUCACCUGCACGACUUCCUCGGCAGCACCAUCACCAAAGCCGACACCACUGAUGCCAGGGCGUUGGUGGGCAGCAAGACAACGUGCGGGCUGAAGGCGGACUCAGCAGCGUACUGGUUCCCGUCCAUGUUCAUGCGCACCAACCAGAAGGACGCCAAGGGCCAGUACAUCUACAAGCACUUAAAGCCCAACUGGACGCUCUUCUACUACCGCACGUCUGUCAAGAACCCGGAAACCAUCAUGCCCUUCCCGCGGGGCUUCCGGAUGCUCACAGGCAACCCAUUCGCAGGAUCUAAACAAGCUGACGACAUGGCGAACGUGGAAUGGUGGUGCGGCGCGCGCGGCAAGCACGGUAACGACUUUCCGCACCAGAAGUGUCCUGCGGGCGACCAGCUGAUUGGCAAGAUCAACUUCCCCGUGUGCUGGGACGGCAAGAACAUCGACAGCGCGGAUCACCGCAGCCACGUGGUGCACAUCCCGCUAAACACCACGUGCCCGUCGUCGCACCCCGUGCCGCUGCCGCGCAUCAGCAUCAAGGUGUACUACCCCGUCGACACGGACCUCGACCUCACGUGGCCCAAGAACGGCGUCAAGGGCAACCCCGCUGUCUACCUCUCCACCAUUCAGAGCGGCGGCACGGGCAGCCCUUUUGAGUACCACAGCGACUUUAUCAACGGGUGGGACCAAAAGCCUUCCAACUGCGCAAGCGCUGCUGUUGCAAUGGUGACUGCCACAAUCACCCCCCUCUUCGCGCAUGCGCCCGCGGCCCUGGUCAGAGUGUCCACCGCCUCGCCGCGAACUGGACUCAGAGCCUUGCCGUUCCUCCCGCGCCCGCGAGAUGUCACAAGGCGCAUCGUGCAAUCACGUGGGGCAGCCCGAUGUGCUGUUGCUGACGUGGCAAGAAGAGAGGAUGGGCAGAGCAACGAUCAACUGGGCGGGGAUCUGCCUCAGGCCGCCGAUCAGUCAGCGCAGCUGGCGGCGGAUCUGGCGGGCAACGGGUGGCGCAGCACGCGGCGCACGAAGCUGGUGUGCACCAUCGGGCCGGCGUGCUGCGGCUUCGAGCAGAUCGCGGCGCUGGCGGAGGGCGGCAUGAACGUGGCGCGCAUCAACAUGUGCCACGGCACGCACGCGUGGCACCGGCAGGUGAUGGCGGACAUCCGGCGGCUGAACGCGGAGCGCGGGUACAGCGUGGCGGUGAUGAUGGACACGGAGGGCAGCGAGAUCCACAUGAGCGACCUCCAGGGCGCGCCCUCCGCUAAAGUCGCGGAGGGCGACGUGUGGACGUUCACGGUGCGCAAGUUCCCUGACGGCAUGGCGCUGCCGCCCAACACCGUGCACGUCAACUAUGACGGCUUCAUUGACGACGUGAGGGAGGGCGACGAGGUGGUGGUGGACGGGGGCAUGGCGCGGCUGCAGGUGGCGGCGCGCAUGGGGCCCGACGUGGUGUGCAGCGUGCUGGACCCGGGGCUGCUGCUGCCACGCGCCAACCUCACCAUCUUCCGCAAUGGCCACCUCGUGCGCGCCACCAACGCCAUGCUGCCCACCAUCUCCUCCAAGGACUGGAUAGACAUAGACUUUGGAAUAGCGGAGGGGGUGGACUUCAUAGCCAUCUCCUUCGUGCGCUCACCUGAGGUCGUCACGCACCUCCGCAGCUACGUAAACGCGCGCUCUCCCUCCCGGUGCGUGCCGUGUGGUGGGUGUGGUGCAGGUGGGUGCAGCUGUCUCGACUCCCUCGCAUCACACUCAUUCACCCGCCCCUCUCUCAUCCACCUGUGCGCCGCCUUCCUCCUGGGUACCUGCCACCAUAAGUUCACAGCACAUGGCUCGUUACCUCCUCCCCCAUCACCACACGCCCCUCCCCCACUCCCCUCCGCCGUCCCCCUGUCUUCCCCCAGCCCCAUAGCGUUGAUAGCCAAGAUAGAGAGUGUGGAGGCGGUGGGGCGGCUGGAGGAGAUCAUAGCGGCGUCGGACGGGGCGAUGGUGGCGCGGGGCGACCUGGGCGCGCAGGUGCCGCUGGAGGACGUGCCGGGCGUGCAGCAGGACAUGGUGGACCUCUGCCGCGCCCUCAACAAGCCCGUCAUUGUGGCGUCGCAUCUCCUCGAGUCCAUGAUCGAGUUCCCCAUCCCCACCCGCGCUGAGGUGGCGGACACGGCGGAGGCGGUGCAUCAGCAGGCGGACGCGCUGAUGCUGUCGGGGGAGUCGGCCAUGGGGCAGUUCCCUCUUAAAGCCCUCGACGUGCUGCGCACCGUUGCAGAGCGCUUUGAGGCCAUCGAGGAGGGGCAGGGCGGAUACGAGGGGGGCCCCGGUGCGGCGGCCACGGACGGGCGCACGGCGGUGGAGCGCGUGGCGCUGCUGCCGGAGCUGUCGCACUCGCUGCGGGACCGCAUGUCCGAACAGAUCUGCGCAGCCGCUGCCCAGAUGGCCAUGCGUCUGGGGGCAAAAGCAAUAAUCGCCUUCACCCAGAGGGGCUACAUGGCGUCGUUGCUCUCGCGCUGCCGCCCCAACUGCCCCAUCUUUGCCGUCACGCCCUCCCAGGCGGUGAGGCAGCACAUGAGUGUGUACUGGGGCCUCGUGCCAUUCCGCCUCGACCUCUCAGACGACGCCGAGGGCAACAUGCGGCGCGCCUUCGCCGUGCUCAAGCGUGAGGUGUACGAGCGUGAGGUGUACGAGCAUGAGGUGUACGAGCGUGAGGUGUACGAGCGUGAGGUGUACGAGCGUGAGGUGUACAUGAUCCACGGGAUGACCCUGCCUUCACACUGCAGGUCUGAAUCUGCUGUGCCAAACGGGUUGCAGGGAUUGAGUCCAGCACUCUACGGUCCUUCCACUCCACCUCCCUCUCUGCCUUGCACUUCCCUCCCCUCCUCCCUGCUCUCUGCCACUCUUCGCCUCUCCCUCUCACAGCACCACGCCACUUCCCUCUCACAGCACCAUGCUGCUUCCCUCUCUCAGCCACUCCCCCACCCCUCUUGUACAACCCCUCGCGUCCCCCCCGCCCCAACCCGUUCCCCACCCCCCCAGGCGAGGGGCCUGGUGGCGGAGGGCGAUCUCAUCAUCGCCGUCUCUGAUGUGGCGGGUGGGCAGGAGGCCGUGGGGGCCAGGCAAAGCGUGCAGGUCCGCAAGGUGCUGUGA